Eucalyptus grandis is the source of this 2336-nucleotide messenger RNA. RefSeq lists its product as uncharacterized. The record is from RefSeq and is a predicted model, not a curated record. Bases 903 to 2048 code for a protein of 381 amino acids. The transcript is spliced from 5 exons. Gene Ontology annotation, biological process: base-excision repair. NCBI's taxonomy places the organism in Eukaryota, Viridiplantae, Streptophyta, Magnoliopsida, Myrtales, Myrtaceae. Gene Ontology annotation, molecular function: DNA-3-methyladenine glycosylase activity.
CUUCUUCACUCACUCUCUCUCUCUCUCUCUACAGUCUACACGCAACGCAACUGGGUUUGGUUCGCGAAUCCCGCGUGGAUCCAUACCCAUCUCCCCCUCGAUCGUCGGAACCUUCCCCCAUUUCUUCCAGCAUUUCCCCAGGGAAAAAGCUCCCAUCUUUCGAAAGGAAGGGGGAGGAGAAAGCGUGGAAGAUUGCAGCGAAAGUUGUCAGCUUUAAUUAUCCAUGUGGUCGGAGUGGUGGUCAGUCGCUGAAAGCGAGAGGGCGUAGUUUCAAAACCAUCCUCCUUUUUUUUUUUCUCUUUUUUGGCAGAGCCCAUCUCUCUCUCUCUCCCUCUCUCCCUCUCUCUCUCUCUCUCCUCGCAAUGCGCGAAAGAAUCUCUGCGUUUCAAGGCUCCUCCCGGUUCCAUUUCUGAAUGUUUCUUCAAGAAACCGUGGAACCUGCUCGCUGAUGUGGUGGGUGCUGGUCAAUUCCCCUCGCUUCAGUGGAAAAUGGUUCGCCCACUUUGAGAUCUCCUGAAGGUUUGUAGCAUCUCCUAAGCUGAUUUGGAGGUUUUGUAUGAAUUGAUGACUGCUAAUGUGGGUUCUUGAAAGUGGGUCGGUGCGGUUUUGUGGAUUUCUGAAGGCUUAGAGCAGGAGAUCUGAGCCGAUAGCGUAGAGUUCUGGUAAUUAGAUGUUGCUGGAGGAGGAAAACCCGGGUUGUCAUCCGUGUUCAUGGUGAACGAGCUGAUUUGUCGAGUGGUAAGCAUAAUCAAGAUGGGGGUUUUAGUGGAUAAUGUUGGUGGGUUUGCUGUACUCCUCUUCGUGAAUGUGAGCUAACCCACCAGCUCAGGUAAGUGGAUGAAAUUGGUGAUUUUGGGGCAAGAAGCGGAAUUACGAGUUUCGAGGAGGUUUUGUGUGUAUUCAUGUCUGGAGCACCCAGAGUGAGGUCAAUGAAUGUGGCUGAUUCGGAGAUGAGACCUGUGCUGGGUCCGACUGGCAACAAGGCGAGUUCUCUGAGUGCCCGGAAACCCAGUUCGAAGCCAUUGAGAAAGAAGGAUAAGUCACCUGAUGAGUUUAGAACUCCGGAGGGAAAAAAGGCCUCUCAAUUUGCAGCAGUUGCUUCGUCGUCUCCCCAGUUACUUCCUACUAAUGGUUCCUCUGUACUUCGGCGGCACGAGCAGCUCUUGCAUUCUAACUCGUCCUUGAAUGCGUCCUGCUCAUCUGAUGCCUCUACGGAGUCAUUUCAUAGUCGGGCAUCUACUGGAAGGCUCAUUCGAUCAAGUAGUGUCGGGUAUAGACGAAAGCCUGUUGUCUCGAAGCCGAGGAGUGUCGUUUCUGAUGGCAGUUUAGAUUCUCCACCUCCAUUAGGUCCACAGGCAAAAAAGACUUGCGCUUGGGUGACGCCAAACACAGAGCCUUGCUAUGCUGCUUUCCACGAUGAAGAAUGGGGAGUUCCGGUGCAUGAUGAUAGGAAAUUGUUUGAGCUUCUUGUCCUUUCCGGCGCCCUCUGUGAACUUGCAUGGCCUGCCAUUCUGAGCAAAAGACACACUUUCAGAGAAGUCUUUGCUGACUUUGACCCACUCACUGUUUCCAAGAUGAACGAGAAGAAGAUGGGAGCACCGGGAAGUCCUGCAAGCUCGCUUCUAUCAGAAUUAAAAUUGCGCGCCAUCUUUGAGAAUGCUCGUCAAAUAACCAAGGUCAUAGAAGAGUUUGGUUCAUUCGACAAGUACAUAUGGAGUUUCGUGAACCAUAAACCCAUAAUUAGUAAAUUCCGAUACCCUCGUCAAGUCCCGGUGAAAUCUCCAAAAGCGGAUGUGAUCAGCAAGGACCUGGUCAGGCGGGGCUUCCGUAGCGUGGGGCCCUCGGUCAUCUACUCAUUCAUGCAAGCAGCAGGCCUAACGAACGAUCAUCUCAUCAGCUGCUUUAGGUUCCAGGCGUGCAUCUCCGCCGCGGAAGGCAAGGAAGAGGCCUGUGCCACGGAAAGUGUCCGUGACAAUAAAGUCGACGAUCCGAGUGAACGUGAAUUAUCCGCGGCCAUGGAUGAUUUGGACUUCUCUGAGGAAUUGUGACGUACAUAGCCCUGAGGCCAGAUCUCGAAUGUUGAACGGAUCUUUGACCCCCUCCUUAUGUAGGUACUCUGGCCGUUUUGGCCUAAUGACAACCAAUAUGUAUGUGUAUAAAAUUUCAUGAACCGUAUCGAUCGUGGAUUUUUGUUGCUUGUAGAGUAAUGAAAACAAAUAUUUCAUGGUAAAACGCGAUGAUGGAAGGAAGCCUUUUCGGAAUAGCAAGGAAGAUGAUGGUAGUAUUCAUUGAAGGUCGUGAUAUAUUAGUAAAAGACCAUGUCCCAUGUUUUUCAA